Messenger RNA from Elaeis guineensis (African oil palm), 4422 nucleotides. The record is from RefSeq and is a predicted model, not a curated record. Lineage: Eukaryota; Viridiplantae; Streptophyta; Magnoliopsida; Arecales; Arecaceae.
UCCUAUUAUGCCGUUUCUACUUUUCUAGUUUUCAGAUCCCGAAUUCAGAAGUUCAUUUUUUUCAUAGAUCAGAGUUAAUUUCAUGUUUAUAACAAGUACAUUUUCUGGAUCCUUGUGAUCUGUAGCCUUUUUCAAUAAUUUGGAUUAAUGAUGAUUUAUAAGAUUUUUUUAAACAUUUGAAUAGUAGAUCUUAUUAUGUUGUUUUAACUUACCUUAACUUUUUAAUUUAAUUUGUUAUUUUUAUUUUUUUUGGUCUCUAAGAUCACGUGCAUGACUGUUCUUUAACCUUGGGAGAUAAUUGUUAGCAACAAUUUUAAUCUUGAAAUAUUUGAGUGGCUCUCAUUCAUGUUUGUACUAUAAGCAAUAAGUCAAACAGUCCCAAUCCUAUCUGAGAUAGCUUUGUUCAUACUUCACAUAAUAUCAUCUUUAGAGUGUGAUCUUUAUAUUCCCAUUGUCGUGUUGCCACCACUUUCAAUGCUUACCAUCACACCUCUAGUGGAUGUUAAACUUUCUAUCAUGAGGGAUUAUGAUCUACCCAGCAGUUGAUGGUAAUCCUUGUAUUUGAUCAAAUGUAUGGAACAUUAUUUUCUUGAUUAUCUAUUUUAGAAAAAGAAGGUACUUGAUAUCUUAAAAACCUAUUAGUUCUGUGAGAACCAUUCCUUAUCAUUUGAAGCAUUAAUGAGGUUUUUAAUAUGUAAGCACUGAGUAGCUGAACCAUCUUCAGGAAAGUCGUAUAUAGCUGUUUGUAGCACCAAAUUCUUGACUGUGGAUCAUCAAUAUAUUAGCUUUAAUCUCAAUUUUCAAUGUUUCAUGUUGCAUAGGAUCUAAUUGCGGAUCUACCAUAGUGCAUAAAUAUUGCUUUUCAUCUAUAGUUUAGAGUAAAUUUUUGUGAUUAUGGAAUCACGGAACAGAUUUCCAACUCAUAGGCAAGUGUGUUUAUUACUAUAUGUAGUUGCUACAUCGUACUUGAGGCCCUCAUAUGGAAUAAGCUUUUUUUUCAUCAUGGCAGAGGUGAUAUGUUGAGAUAUAUUGAGCUUAUGAUACUUGUAGAUGCAACAUAUUUUUUAAUAGCAAGAAAGUCAGAAACUAAGACUUUAGAAGCUGAUGCUUAUGUUAGUAGUAGACUAACAGAGGUGCUAGGCUGGAGUUGUCUCUAAGGUACACAACAGCAGCAAUGGGAAGUCCAGUCAGGGUGACUUGAAGAUAUGAAAGUUUUGAGCAUAACUCUUACAAUAUUGUUAUAUGGACAGAAUCCCUGUUAAUGUGAACAAGUUUGUUGCCAGUUAGAUUUCUGGACUACAACUUAGCCAAAAGGUCGGUGGUAGAGAUUGCCUUCCUAUUUCCAUUUAUUUUCUGACACAUGAAUAACUUUUUUGUAGGACACAGUCAGUCUUGUUUAAUUAAUUCAAUGCCGAUCUAGCCUAUGAUGCACUCUUCAGUUGCAAGAAUAUGCAUUGCAGGGCAAUUACAGUGCUGCAAUUUCAUGUGCUACUACCAUCUGUAUUCUAUUAUGGUUUUUGGAGCAAAAUUGUUGGUUUCGCUUGAUAGUUACUCAUUUCAUUUGAUGUGUCAUUGUAAAACAGCUUCCAAAUUUGCCAAAGUCUGAGGAGUUCCUAUGCUUCCUGACUAACAUUUUGGAUGAUGGACUCUGUUAAACUUAUUCACAAUGAAGAGUUACUAAAUUGCAAUAAAGAGUGUACUGCAGAGGUAUGUGAUGAUCAAAUAACUUAUACAGCCUCCCCUCAUAAAAAUAAUGCCUAUGGAGAUCCACUAGUUCUUCCUCGUUUAGGAGAUCAAUAUCAGGUUCAAAUUCCAUCCCUAAUCACAGAAUUUGAACAUGAUCAGCUGCGAGAUAGACCAAUAAAAGGUGAUGACAUACUUGGUUUAGAGUCUAUAGACUAUUCCACUCAAAACACUUUAGCCAUCCCAAUUAUGUGGGUAUAUUAUGGAGGUGGUAAUAUCAGACACGAGCAGCAAGAUUGUUCUGCCACCACAAGUUGUAGUAAAAGAUCUGGGUCAGUGAACUUAAUAUAUAAAGUCGAUGGUGGAAUUAAUCCCAAAUGCAGUAUAACAAGUGGUUUUCCACCUGACAGUUCAAACAAUUACAAUACAUUUCCUCAAGGUACAAAACCUGAACAUCCAGAUGACUUCUUAGAACAUGGUAAAGAACUUUUUAGAUCCACUAGCCAGGAAGACACGAACCCAUAUGAUCAGAUGGAUUUUUGUUUACUCUGGUUGGACGAAGGUUGCAAUCCAGUGCCUGAUUUACCAAUUAUCUCUUGGAAUGAUGCUGAAGUACAGAGUUUUCUCCUUGGUCUCUACAUUUUCGGGAAAAAUCUUGUUCAGGUGGGGAAAUUUAUGGAGAGCAAAAGUAUGGGUGAGAUAUUAUCAUUCUAUUAUGGAAAAUUUUAUAGGUCCAACGCAUACCGCAGAUGGUCAGAAUGCCGAAAGAUGAGAAGCAGGCGGUAUAUAUAUGGACAACGAAUUUUUACAGGCUGGAGACAACAAGAACUAUUAUCACGUUUGCUGCAGGUCAUAUCUGAGGAAGUUCAACAUAAUCUGCUGGAGGUUAUCAAGACCUUCAGUGAGGGAAGGGUUUCUUUGGAGGAAUUUGUCUUAAAUUUGAAGGCCUUGGUUGGUAUGGAGGUUCUAGUAGAAGCUAUAGGAAUUGGUAAGGGAAAGCAUGACCUGACUGGAUUUGUAUCAGAUCCAGUUAGAGCAAAUCCAGUUAACCCUAUCCUACCAAUUGGCAAAGCUUUUUCCUCUCUUACAAAUGAAGACAUCAUCAAGUUUCUAACAGGAGGUUUCAGGCUAAGCAAAGCAAGGUCCAAUGAGAUCUUCUGGGAAGCUGUUUGGCCCCGUUUACUUGCAAGCGGGUGGCAUUCUGAGCAGCCCAAGGGUCAUAGUUCUGUUGGUUCCAAAAAUGCUUUGGUAUUUCUUGUCCCUGGUAUCAACAAGUUCUCCAGGAGAAAACUUGUGAAGGGAAACCACUAUUUUGAUUCUGUCACUGAUGUCUUGAAUAAAGUUGUAGCAGAACCAAGGCUUCUUGAGCUUGAGGCCGAAGGAGCUAAAGGAAGUAACACCACUGAAGGCAAAUUUCCAUGGGAUGUAAGAACCAAAUCGGACCAAAAUUGUCUGUUUGAUCAUCAGCAUCAACGCUAUCUGUGUCCAAGAGUUCCAGGUAUCAAUGCAGAACUCAUGAAGUUCACUGUCGUGGAUACCAGUUUUAUUGAAGGUGAGAUGCAAUCCAAUGUGAGAGAACUGCGAAGCUUACCUGUUGAUGCUGUUUGUAGCUACGGUCCUAUCAGUCAGACAGGAGAAACAUAUAGUGAUAGCUCAAUGGAGCAGCCAGAUUCAUCUGAUACAUCAUCUAAUGAUCAUGGGGGUUCCAAUAGAGGCAUAUCUAAUGACAAGAAUCAGGGGAAUGGAAGGGGCAACUUUCAAAGGGGUAUGCUGUCUGACCUAUCUGAUUGUUUGCUUACUGUCUCAGCGGAAAGGAUUUCAGCAGAUGGACAUGAUAUCAAGGAACAGUACCAUGUUCCAUUCAGUGAUAAGAAUCCAGUGAGGGAUAUCAAGUGUCAGUACAAUCGCAGGGUAAAAUCUGGCCAAAGAAACUAUAUAGCUCCUGCUUCAAAGCGGCAGAAGUUACCUUCCUGUGACUGUGUAGAAACUGGUUUUGGCCUUGACAGUUUUCCAAAAAGUCAUGGGUCAAAGGAGGAGGAUCAUUGUAAACUGAAAUCACACGAUGCAGGUGAGACGAUCCAAGUGGACACUGGCAUACGUCAGGGGAAGAUCCCUGCUGGCCCAGAGGAUAGCAGCGAGCACUUUUUCAGCAGAAACCGUGCUGGUUCUGGUGCUGUUAGCAUGGCAGGCCUCUUUCAGGAAGAUCCUCAACCACGAACUUUCAUCGACCUCAACCUCCCUCAUUUCCCUCCAUAUUUUGAAACUGAGCCCUGCCGAGCAGAGGUUACAUGUGGCCAGGGGAAUUUGAAUCCAAAGGAAUCUUCAUUGCCACUAGAAGAAAAGCAGCAGGAUGAUGAUUCUUCACUGGAGAUUAACAGCAAAUCUAGCAAGCAGGAUCCUACUCUGAACUCCCGAAGGCAGAGCACUAGAAACCGGCCACCUACUACGAAAGCACUAGAAGCUCUUGCUUGUGGAUUCCUUAGCACAAAGCGCAAGGGAAGGGGUACAAAGGCCUCUGCAUCAAGUAAUUUGGCAUCCAGAUUGUCACGCCAAGCACAAAAAUCUGUUGGAGCUCCUCCCUCUGCUCCUUAUCCCGAUUCCUUUAUCCCUAACAUUGCAGCCUCUAAUGAUGGUAACAGCCAAGAGUAUGACAUUCACAAAAGCCAUGCAAGCAUUUUCAGGAGGACCUUUAUUCAGCCUGAGAGGAAAGAGACUCAGGAGUUACUUGGCAUACUUUGA